Amyelois transitella is the source of this 322-nucleotide messenger RNA. RefSeq lists its product as uncharacterized. The record is from RefSeq and is a predicted model, not a curated record. The transcript is spliced from 2 exons. The coding region runs from base 1 to 312 and encodes 103 amino acids. Lineage: Eukaryota; Metazoa; Arthropoda; Insecta; Lepidoptera; Pyralidae.
AUGGAGAAGGCUUUCGACAAACUCAAGAAAGAGGGGAAAAACGAUGUCGAACAUUUGGUUCAGUGGAUGAAAGAAUCAAAAAUAAUCGACGAAGCAAAAGCCACUGAAGAUAAAGCUAGAACUCUAUUGAAAGAGGUGGCCAAUAAACGAAGCGUUGAAUUCGCACACUUCAAGGCAACUUUGGGAAAACUCGCGGCCGAACAGAACGCUAAAUUGGAGGACUUCACUGUAGCUUUAGCGAUCAAGAGUGAAAAAUUCGUGGGCGCUUUGUCGGCGGCGGCGUCGGCUUUCAAGGAUGCUAUGAAGAAAUAAAUUUGAAGAC